This is a messenger RNA of Debaryomyces fabryi, 729 nucleotides long. RefSeq lists its product as uncharacterized. The coding region runs from base 1 to 729 and encodes 242 amino acids. NCBI's taxonomy places the organism in Eukaryota, Fungi, Ascomycota, Pichiomycetes, Serinales, Debaryomycetaceae. Gene Ontology annotation, cellular component: mitochondrion. Gene Ontology annotation, biological process: autophagy of mitochondrion. The transcript has a single exon. The record is from RefSeq and is a predicted model, not a curated record.
AUGGCGGGUACUUGUAUUGCCACCGUUAAAAUUGUCGGUGUUUCAUCAUUAGGAUUAUUGACGUCAUCAUUAACUUUCCAAACUAUUCAAAGAAUACCAGAAUUAAUAAAUGAAUUAAAUACUAAGGUAAACGGUUUGUCCAAAUCGAAUGCUUUGGCAUCGAUCAGAAACAUGAUCAAUUUUAGUAGAAUCGGCCAUAUUGCGUUGAGUGGAUUAGCAACCGCUAUGUUGAGUAUGGCUUUUAUUUAUUCACCACCGAGUGAGAAGCAUCCGUAUUUGAUCUAUUCGGCAUUGGGAGCCCCAUUGGCGCUCAUUUCUAUGUAUUAUCGUGGAUUUGGAUUGGAAACUAAGUUAUUGCGUAAAGCAGACAAUUUACAUUCACACAGAGAAAUAGCCAAAACUACGGAUAAUGUUAGUGAUUCUGAAAAUGUGAAGAGUGACGAUGACUCGCAAUUGGGUAAGUCGUAUAUUCAUGUUUCGGAUGAAGAGUCCUCAUCUACCACAUCAACACCAACUUCAACCGUGCCAAGUUCUCCUCAGACUAAAACUGUUGAUUCCUUACAAGAAGAAUUGUCAUUGGAAGAAGAAAUCGACAAUGCCUUGUCCAAGAAAGAAAUUAUCAAUGAUUUAAACAAGGUUAAAUCUAAUUAUGUUGUAGGUUCAUCCAUAGUUGGAUUAAGCUUUGUUAUUGCAACCAUUGGCUUAAUUGGAGACUACUAUUUAUUAUGA